GCUGCGUACCAAGGCUCGGCCAAUACAAAGUUCGUUCCCAGCUCUUGAAACUUUACUGUUUGCUUACGCCGGUUCUUGCUAUGUACAUCAGAAUAGCUCAAAUUACACAUGAAAUACAGUAAGGCCCGUGGUGGGAAGGCGCGCUGCGCAUGCCCAAAACCGAUCGCUAGCGCCUGCGCCUGAGUGCGUGGCAACCGCACAAGAGCGGUGAACAUGUAUGGAGAAGGCCGUUACGUGGGGGCUGGGGUGCAGCACGACGCGUUGGGGGCAGCUUUGGAGGAGCUGCCGCCCCACACGUUGCUGGCUCUCCCGGCUAGCGAGCACGACCUUACCUCGCCCGCUGAUGAAUCAGAGGCUCGAGGUCUGCUAGCAACAAUGCAGCUUCCGAUAGCUUCUGCACCUCAGCUGUCGUCCUGGUGCAGCGUCAGCAACCUGGUGGCUAUUGCGCUGGCGCCAAGGGAGCGGCCUGCAGGGCAGGAGGGUGGCGCGAGUACCGCUGCUGUUGGCCGGGUCUGCCAGAUUCUGAUUGUGGAGCCCUCGAACCCCGAGGACUUGACUUGCCUGGAGCUUCCCGUCACGGGUCCCAGCGACCACGUCACGCACUUAGAGUGGUCGUGGGCGGGCCAGCGUCGCGCACUGCUUGCCGCCACCGCGUCGGGCCGCUUGGUGGUUUGGACACAGCAGGGCCAAGACGACUCAAUGGCCCCUCGUACCAUCGACGACUGGCACGGGCAGCUACUGCUUGACCUAACGCCAGCAGCUACUGCCGGUGCUACUGCCGCUGGGGGUGCGGCUACUGCCGCCGGCUCAGCUCACCAAACCGGUAGCCAGCAGACGGUGCCGUACAUCAAGCAGGAGCCGGGCGCUGCCGGCGCCGCUGACGCCACGGCCGUAACGACCGACGGCGGCGCUGUCGCGGACGGCGCCGGCGCUAGCGCAGGCACCACUGGUGCUGCUGCAGGCGGUGUAAACGGUCCAGCAUUCGCGGGCGUGUGCUGGCUGCGACAGCCUCAGGGCGGGCGGACGUGGAGCACGUCAUCACUGGCGCUCAAGCGGCUCGACCCCGGGCCGGUGGGGGCGCUGGGGCCGGGCGCGGCAGCGUUCGUGUCGUCAGCCGCGGCGGCGGCCGCAACGGCGCACGGCGGCGGCGGAGGAACGCAGGAGUCGCUGGAGACGGUGUUCUACGAUGACGCCCCGGUCGGGGCGCUCCCGCACUGGGCUCGGCCGCACCAGCUCACCGCCGCCGUGCUCACCUGCACGGGGCAGUUGGUGGUGCUGUGGGCGCUCGCCUCCAAGCUCUCCAACACCCUCUCCUGGCGCCGCUCCAAACCAGUCCUCGUGCCGCCACCUGACGUCGCUGCUGCCAAAGCACUCGCGACCGCAGCUGCAGCAGCGGCAGCGGCGGUGCCGCAAGCAGGCGAAGAGCUCCUGACACCCGCGCUGCUAGCGGCCGCGAAAGCGGUGGGAGGCGCGGACGCGGCGGACGCGGACGCCGCCGCUUCCUCCUGGCGCGUGGCGUCGGCAACGAUGGCGGCGACGGUUGAUGGCGGCAUGCUGACAGCGGUUGUGUACGCGGCGCGGCGGGAAGCUCUCUACAUGUUUGCGAUGCGUGGCAAUCCCACGCUGAGUGGCCAGCCGGUGACGUCGGGCCCGGGGGCGCCGGGUGCGACCGCCACGUCGGGCGCAACGCCGGCGGCGGCGCCGCCUCGAGAAGGCGUGCAGCCGGUGAUGGCUCUGCAGGCGGCGGUCACGAUGCCGCCGGGGCUGUCGGCGGCGCAGACACGGCUGCACGUGCCGGGCGGCAACGGGCCGCGCCAUGCCUAUGUGCUAGCAACGACCAGCCAGCCACGCCACGGCCUGCACUCACACCAGCAUCACGGCCAGGGGAACGGGAACGGUCCAACCGGGAAACCACACGAGCAGGUUGCUGGCGUGGUGUGUUUUGCCGACGCCACGCCGCCCACGUCACCGGCGCCGCCGCCGGGCAGCGGUGCCACUGCGUCGCCGCCCGCGAUCGGCGGCGGCGGUCAUUGGAAGCUGGAGCGGCAAUGGAUGCGGCAGCAAACAGCACUGCCUGCAGGCGUCGACAGCGACGGCAUUGCAAACGGCGAAAGCAGUAGCAACAGUGCCGGCAGCGGCAAGGGCAGCAGCCGCGGGCAGCUUCUGCUUAGCGGCGACGGCAGCAAGCUCCUGGCAGUGGCUGGGCGGCACGUGACGGCGCUAGACGCAGAGACGCUGGGGGUGCUGUCAGACGUUGACCUUUUGGCGGAUAUCGACGAGUCCCAAAGCCAGCUGGCCCCUGGGGAUGCUCCGAUGCCCAACGGCUUCGCUGGCGGCAGCCCGCCGGCGACUGAGCCCUCUCCUUCGCCGGCGUCGUCAUUCGUCGUGGCCUCCACCGCCUGCCUCUCUGGCAACGCCUGCUGCCUCUGCACCGCCGCUCUGCUGCGGCCUCUCGGUGUCGCCGCUGCUGACGCGGCCGGCGGCGACGUCGCAGAUGGCAUGGAUCUGGACGGGGACCCUGGGGACGGGGGCGCGGAGCCCGCCGCCGCAACCAUGGCGUUGCUGGUGCUGCGCACCCUGCCGGACUUCGUGUCGCCCACGCAGCCGCAUCGCGGUGCGGCCAACGGGGGCCGCGCCGCCCACGCGCAGCAGCAGCCGCCCACGCAGCAGCACCCGGGCGGGCCCGAGGAGGCCAUGGCUGUGAACAUGGACACGCUGCGGCUGGCGUGGGGCGUGCUGCAGCGGCAGAGUCUGUGGGACGUGGCGGAGCGGCUGCGCUGCUCCUGGCUGGGCGGGCGGCGGGCGGGCGUGGCGGUGGCGCUGGCGCAACUGGACGGGCUGCUGUACAGCGUGGAGGAUGUGAUCCUGCGGUGUGCGCUGGCGCCGGGGGUCAGCCGUGCCAAGCUGGAAGUGCUCCGCCGCCUGCCGCACCCUCGCGCCGGUCUGGUGGCGGCGGACCUGCUGGCGGCGGCACGGCUGGGGCAGUACGUGGCGGCGCUGGUGCUGGUGCAGGCGCAACAGGGCGACGCCAUGCAACUGCCGGAGACGCGGCUGAUGGCUGCACACAUGGUGUGGUAUGUGCUUGAAGUUGCCACUUUGAUGCUGUCAGGCAUCAUCCUGUGGGUCGAGGAAAUGGAGGCAAAGAUGAAGGAGGGAUACGUUGACCCGGUGACGGGCGCCUCCAUGGCCCCAGGGGAAGUGCCCUCGGCCGCGGCCGCUGCAGCCGCUGCUUCCUCGGGCGACAUCAGCGGCUCGGCCGAUGGCUGGGGCGGCGGCUGGGAGGCAGCGGGCACUGGCGGCGGCGGCGGCUGCGACUGCCUGCCGCUGAUCCGCCUCUUCCCGGAUUACAACUUGCACAAGACGCUGCAGUCCGUGUUGCUCGGGUACGCGCCUGCCUCAGGCGGCAAGCAGGCGACGCCGCUGGGGCUGCUGCAACUGGCGCCCAUGCAGGAGCUGUUGGGGCCUGACGUGGCUCAGCGCGCCAAGGUGGUGAUUACGGUCCUCAAUCGCCUGAACCAGGCAGCCGGCAAGACCAUGAUUGCACACGUGCAGGCUGUGCAGCAACAGCAGCAGGCGCAGGCGCAGGCGCAGCAGCCGCCCGGCGCCGCCGCGCCGCCACCACCCGCGGGCCUGUUGCCUGCUUUGGCCGACACGCCGCUCACGCCAACUGACAUGGAGGCCGUCAAAGUUGGGGACCUGCCCAAGAGCCUGAUGCACCACGUGCUACAGAGCCGCUACGCCGGGCCCUUCCACGUGCCGUGCCCCCGCACAAAGGGCAUCCCCACCCUGGCGUGCCUAGCACAGGUUGUCCGCGCCGCCGACAUGCCCAACGCGCGGAGCAUGGUGGCUCUCAGCCGCGACGCCCUGCUGGCUCGGUACCGGCUGUUGGGCCUGCAGCAGCAGCUGGAGGACCCCCGCAGCGCGCCGGCCGGUGCGGCCCGGCGGCUGGCUAUGAGCUUCAGGGCCCCCGCGCCCCCGCCCGAGCUGCACUCGCAUGUGCUCACGCACCACGUCAGCAACCGGCAGCGUCAGCGCUGGCGGCGGCAGCGCGGCUCGGCGCUGGCGCUGGGCAGCUCAGCUCCGCUCUGGUCGCACGCGCAGGGCGUGCCGGUGGACUGCCUGACUGGGGCGCCGCUGCCGCCCGGCAGCAGCUGGAGCCUGGAGGGCGCGGCGGCGGGCGGGGCCGUCACGGCGCAGAUGGGGCCGGGAGUGGCGGGCGUAGGCGUGUCGCGGCAGAAGCCCUCGCAGACCACGCUGAUGGAGGCGGUGCAGCGGGCCUGGCUGUGCUGCGCGCCGCCCGCGGAGCUGUGCAGCGGCUGGAAGAGGGCGCGGCUGGGGCUGGAGCAGGACCUCGAGUACUGAGGGGGAGGCCUGGAGUACGGAGGGGGAGGCCUGGAAUACGGGGGGAAAGGCCUGGAGUACGGCGGGGGAGGCCUGGAGUACGGAGGGGGAGGCGGGAGGGAGUGGCGGCGUGGGCAGCACGGCGACAGGAGGCUGGAGGCAGGGGCGGGAGGGGAGUAACGGGGUUAUGGAACCAUGGUGGAGGGGGUCGCGGAGGCGGCAGGAAAGGAAUCGCUGGUGGCGGCGGUGAUGGUGGUACGGUCUGCAUUCGUAGAGACAUGCGGACUGCAGGGGGUAGAGUUCUGACACCCAGAACCUGGAGCCAGCUCACAGAGGGCGCGCGGAUGUAUGGGCAGUGUGUAUGGGCGGCGGUGUCUGACCAUUAAGGUUGUUGCCGACGGGUGCUGCACUACUGCUUGGCAGGACCUGUGGGGCAAGGUCCACUGGGUGCAUGUCCCAUCUGCCCGCUGUGGGCAUACCGUCUGCGUGCACCAAUGGUGCGGGGUGCCGCCAGGUCAGCAUUGAGUCACCAGCAGCAUGAUGAAUGUGAAUGGGGGCAGCUGUGUGCGUUCGGUGGUAUACUGGUAUGUGACAGUCCGGGAGGGGACAGUUUCUGACAGAUGGGUGGGGUCGAGUGAAGUUAGUAGCACAUAGGCCUCUCGGCGCAGUUGCGUAGCACUUGCGGUUUGGGGCCUAGGCCCGUACGACCUGUACGGGUCCCAUCCGGCCAAUGCAGGGGCCGAGGGCAAGAUAUAAGCGAGCGAGCUGUGCUGUUUCAGUCAGUCCGCCACUAC
Messenger RNA from Chlamydomonas reinhardtii, 5135 nucleotides. RefSeq lists its product as uncharacterized. The record is from RefSeq and is a predicted model, not a curated record. The transcript has 20 exons. Bases 376 to 4362 code for a protein of 1328 amino acids. NCBI's taxonomy places the organism in Eukaryota, Viridiplantae, Chlorophyta, Chlorophyceae, Chlamydomonadales, Chlamydomonadaceae.